Molecule: messenger RNA, 4581 nt
Organism: Ceraceosorus guamensis
Lineage: Eukaryota; Fungi; Basidiomycota; Exobasidiomycetes; Ceraceosorales; Ceraceosoraceae
Exons: 3
Coding region: 456-4487 (1343 amino acids)
Biological process (GO): chromatin remodeling
Cellular component (GO): nucleus
Molecular function (GO): histone H3K9 demethylase activity; histone H3K36 demethylase activity
Source: RefSeq, a predicted model, not a curated record
CAGAUGCCCGCGCGCGCUUUCUUGAUUUUUGAGCUCAAGCGCGGUCGGCGCGCGCGCGCGGCUGUCGAGAUGAAUCAGUCACGAGGCGCGAGUCACGCACGGCGUUGUGCGCAUACAUGCGACUCAUGCCUCUUUGCCCAUCACUUGAUCCUCACCCACCCUCUCUCGUCACUCGGUGGUUGUGACCGCUCUUUGCAUCCACACACGCACACACACACUCUCUCUCUUGCACACCUCUCGAUCAAGUCGUAACUGUGUGCGCGCGCACGCGCACGUCUGUACAGUCACCCCGCCCCGCCACACCAAGUAUCCUCCGCAUACACCCGCGCACACCCAGAGCCACACACUCGCAUUCGGCCCAGAUCCGCGCCGACAGAGUCCACACUUGACACUGUCUCGCACUCAGAUCAAAGCGCCGAGUGGCUCGCUCGCCCGCUCGCUCCGCUUUGGCGGCCAUGUCGCUCGCAUACUUUGCGGCGCCUGUUGGCCCGCACGCCUUCGCCUUUGCUCAGGCUACCCCAAAGGUAGCUGAAGAGGCUCCUCCCGCAAGCGAUGUCGGUGUACAGCAGCCACGAAGCACCAGCGAUGGCGACUCUAGCAUCGAGACAGGAGCGUCUGCCGAUAGCUCUCCCGCUAGACCAAAGAGGGCAGCGGCGGCUCUAGCCAAUGCGAGCCUGACUUCGCCUUCCAAGGCCUCCAGCUCCUCUCCCAAAAAGAUGCCAGUCGAGCCAGCUUACUUUUACCCAUCCGACUCCACCGACGUUUCAGCGACGGCAGAUGAUGGUGUGCCCGUCUUUGAGCCGACAAUGGAACAAUUUGCCGACUUUGAAGCGUAUUGCGAGGCCAUCGAUGCUUGGGGCAUGCGGUCCGGCAUUGUCAAGAUCAUACCGCCGCGCGCGUGGAAGGAGCAGCUGCCCUCUUUGCAGCUGCCACCCGAACCGGACGGCACGCCGAGGGGCAUCGCCAGCGUCAGGAUCCGCAAUGCCAUUUCACAGAAUUGGGUGCCGGCAGGCAGCGGUCUUUGGCGUCAACAAAACGUGGUGCAUCCCGCCAAGAUAUGGAAUGCUCUGCAGUGGGCCGAAGUGUGCGCCAGCGAAGCUCAGCGAGGUCCAGAGAUGAACCGAAUGAAGGCCAAUGCGGAGAGGACGAGACGUCCUGUCGAUGCUACGGAAGAGGAUGGAGUCAGAACGCGAUCUGGACGGGCCAAGGAUGGUAGGCCCAGUCUCGGCAUUGCUUCCAGCAAGCGCAAGCGUCCUGCAGCACCCCGAGCAUCCAAUGGUGGCGCUUCCCAGCACCGCCGCUCCUCCACUCAACCGCGCGAAUCAUCCCCUCUACCUGCCUCCAGUGACGUCGCACAACCCUCUGAGGCUGAUGAAAAGCCGCAGGCUGGGCAAAGUGAUGCUCGCGCGCCGAGCACGUCUCCCACUCGAGUGCUGCGCACCAGGCCCAGCGCUGGACAGGAGGGGGACGUCAAGAGCGACGUCAAGAAGAGCGAAAGCAAGUCGAGUAGUGCGGCACCGAAGCCCAAGGCCGCGGACCUCACUACCGAAGCCGAGUGGGCUGCAUUCAAUCACGAGACGUGCUGGUUGCGAGAGGCAGCCAGCGAUCCUGCCAGUGCUCUCAAGAUUGCGGUGCUCGGCGAGUCGCGGGCAGACGGCGAAACGCAGCCCGGCGAAACGAUCAAGAUGGAGGAUGGCGAGGGUACUACGAAGAUGGAGCAGGUCGAUGGCGGGGAGUCUGCCAAGGCGGACGACGUCUCGAAGCAGCCAACACCUAAAGAUUGGCAGAACGCAGACACUUGUAGAGAGAUUGAAGCUGAAUAUUGGCGGGGUUUGAAUUUUGGCAAGCCGCCAAUGUAUGGAGCGGAUCUCAAGGGAACGCUCUUUACGCCCGAGACGACUGCCUGGAACGUCGGCAACCUGCCCAACAUCCUCACGCGGUUGCGCCUCAAGCGCAAGCUGCCUGGAGUCACGACGCCUUACCUGUACUUUGGCAUGUGGAGAGCGACAUUUGCGUGGCACGUGGAAGACGUCGACUUGUACAGCAUCAACUACAUUCACUUUGGAGCACCAAAGCAGUGGUACAGUAUCCGACAGGCAGACAAGACGAGGUUCGAGAAUGCCAUGGCAGGUGCUUUCCCAAGCGAUGCGCGCAGAUGCAAACACUUUAUGAGGCACAAGUCCUACCUCGCCUCUCCUGCCUUCUUGGCAGCGCACAACAUCAAGCCUCUGCGGCUGGUGCACCACGCUGGUGAAUUCGUCAUCACUUAUCCAUACGGCUAUCAUUCUGGCUUCAACAUGGGCUUCAACUGCGCCGAGAGCGUCAACUUUGCCUUGCCCUCGUGGCUUGACAUUGGACGUCGAGCGGGCUGGUGCGAGUGCGAAGAGUGGAGCGUGCGCAUGGACGUCGAUGCCAUCCUCAAGGAAUCGGAAGAGAUCAUCGAGAUGGAAAAGAAGCGGGAACAGCGCGCUCUGAUCCGCCAGCAGCAGGAGGCCGGCGCUGAAGUGGAUCGGGAACGAUUGGAAGCGAGACGGGUGGCGCGGCGCGAGUACGAAGCUCGAAGGAAAAAGGCCAAGGCUGAGCGUCUGGCAGCGGAGGCGAGCGGAGACGCCGAAACGGCGAGCAGUCCAACGAAAAAGGUUCGACGCACGUCGAUCGAGGAUGCGGAUGCCGACAAGACUUGCGUCUACUGCGUGUCUGAUUUCGACAAUCCCCAUGUGCGCAUCGAGGAGGUUGAUGCGGAGAGAGCAAUAGCACCGCCUCGCUACGCCCACGAUCUCUGUGCCAAUUUUGUGCCAGAGACGUGGGUGGAAACGCGCGAGGAUGGCAUUGACGUCGUCAAGGGAUUUUCUGGCAUUCCAAAGGCCAGGCGCACCCUCAAAUGCGCCCUUUGUCCGCGCGAAGAGUAUGCCAAGGCUGGCAUCAAGACACAGUGCACCUAUGGAAACUGCACGCGCGCCGCGCACAUUGGCUGCGCUUACCUCGAAGCGACGGGAUGGCGCCUCGACGUGCUGCCUCAAUCGAAAGCUGAUGUUGUCGAAGGGCGCAAAAAGGUUAGCAAUGGAAAGAAGAGGCAAGUUCUGGAGGCAGUGUCCGCUGAGCAGGCCGAGAUGGAUCUUGCCAACGAACCAGUCCGACACGUAGUCCUCUGCUCCACGCACAACCCGCACGCCAAGAAGAGGCUGUCAGCGAGCGCUCAGAGGAAUGCAGCCAUCGAGCGAGCUUGCGCAUUGAGACUCAAAGUGGACGAAAUGUGCAGCGUCAAGGUGGCAGGGCACGAGACGCUGGUGCCCAUCGUUCGCAUCGUCGAUUCUUCUGGCGAGCUGCCGGACGUUGCCGGUGCUGUACACGGCUCUAUAUCCUAUUUCUACCGACCGGACGAGGAGCGAUUUGUCAAGUGGUGCCACGUCAUCUUUCCUGAGGAGGAAAAGCUUCAGGCAGCGGCCGAGUAUGAUGCGGCACAGGCACAGGCGCAAGCGCAGGCGCAAGCGCAAGCAGAGAUCAAACCACAGGCGAAGCGAAAAGUCGUCACUGAGGAGGAGGGGGAUGCGCAGCAGCAGACCAGCACAAGUGAACAGCCAAGGAAAAAAGCUCGCAAGCCGACCGAUCCAAACGCUCCAAAGAAGCCUCGAAAGCCUCGCGUCUCGAAGGCGCAAGAGCAACAGGAUUCCACGGGCUUGCAGGUACCACCCAAGCUUCACGCUGCGCAAAUGACGCCGAGUCCUUCCAAGCCUCUGCUUGAGCAUGCCAGAUAUGCGAUGCCGCUCGAUGCGCCCCUGACUCCGGAUUCUAGCAACGGCACGCCACCUCACAUGUCUCAUGGUGCGCUGCACCGUCGCGAGCCCUUGAUGCAUGGGCCGAUGCCACCCUCUGGGCACUACGCGCCGCACCUCGGCUAUGGGUCUGCGCGCUAUUAUCCUAGUCACGAAGUUGCUGCGCCAUACCCACCUGGAGCUGACAGUCGACACGGAAUGACGUAUGGACACCACCAAGUUCCAUACAGCGCGGCGUACGCGCAUCAAAUCCCUUCGAUGCAGAGCCACGCAUACGCGCAUGCGCCAGAUCUUCGCGAAGGGAGAAUGUCGGUCCAGCGGCCUGAAGAUGCACUGAACAGUCUGGCUACGCACGCAGCAGCCAUGGCACCGGCUGUCUCGAGUUCAGCUCGCCAUGAAAACGCAUCCCUGCACUCCUCUCACGGUCGUUACGACCCGCGCCACUCUUCCUAUGCCAACGGCAGCAUGUCGAGCUCUUCUCCUCACCUGAGCUCCUCAUCUCCGCACCACGCUGCACCAACGUUGCCACCCAUCGGGCGCGGACAUGCUCCGUACCAAGCAGAAUAUGGUGCUUACGCUUCUCAAGGCCCUCAAGCACAUCUCUUUCAUCCCUCUUAUCGUCAACUUCAGCCUCCUCCCCCCUCGCACCAUCGAGCGCCUCACGCGCAGCCAGCUCCAGCUGACAAUCGCGCUACCGCCGCUCGUCCCUACUGAUCCGUGCGCGACAAGCGCAUGCGCCCGUGACGAGCGCCCGCACGCGCCCCAUCUUUUUGUGUAUUUUUUUCUGAAUGGCAUUUGCUCCGACAUC